Molecule: messenger RNA, 158 nt
Organism: Racocetra persica
Lineage: Eukaryota; Fungi; Glomeromycota; Glomeromycetes; Diversisporales; Gigasporaceae
Source: the annotation of a GenBank genome assembly
ACCAGGAAAAGCAAAAUUACAAAGUCUUCAAUCAAACGCAACGCCGCAAAGACUUAUUUGCUAAUUACCAGAAAGCCCUGGCCGAUAAAGAACGCGAAGCGGAAAUUGCUUUAUUAGACCAAGCCCAAGAAGAAGACGACGAAGAAAAUGAGGAUUGA